AGUUUUUGUGGGUGCCCGUCGCUGUUCGUGCGUGGAAAAAUCAAAGAUCGAUUUGUUGUUUUCGCAGUGUGUAUCUCGCUCGCGUGUGUGUUGUGUCUUUCGUUCGUUCGAUUUUGGCCAUAUUUGUCUGCUGUUGGGGCUAAGAAAUGUCUUCGAAACUGAUAUCAUCAUCGUUCCACAGCACGCCUCUGAGUGAUUGCUUUAAAGUGGGCGCGUUCGAGAGACGUUUGGAUGCACUCUUGGCGGAUUUGCAAAACAGCGUGCCGGGCCAGCCGCAGCCGGCGCAGCCUCAAUACGGCACCGUGCAAUCGAAGACGCAACAAUUUGUGGAUAAUACACCAGGCUAUGGCAGUCUGAGGGGCAAGGCGCAGCCGCAGGUGUAUACGGAGCAUUAUAGCUCGGAGACGCGCUCACCCAGCGCUGCGGAUUUCAAUGGUCAGAAGUUAAGCAAUGGCUUUCAGAGUCACAGCAACGGUUCAUUGCCACGCAGCGGCUAUAAAAAUGGCCAACAGUUGCCACCCAGCAGUUCCGGUUUGUCCGAGCUGGAUUCCUUGCUGCAGGAUUUGCAAAAUGCACGUUAUAAUAAUGGCAAGGAAAUCGAUGUGCCCUACAGCACUCCGCACUCGAAGUACAACACGUACAAUAGCUACGCCUCAGUGGAAGAGCGACCCACUGUCGAUAGCCUGCUUAAUGAACUGGAUAAUGCUCACAUUUAUGCUGUGCCCAAUGGAACUGCUCACAAAUCGCCCACGCCUGGCAGACAUGUGACCAUAACUGUGCGUGAAACCAAAACGGAGAAUCUAACAGGUCCGGAUGGACCAGUUGGUUCAAUUGAGGAGCGCAUUGUGCAGGAAAAGAAUUCGUAUACGCCAAAUCAUGCAGUGCCUGGAGUUCAUCAACAGGCCUACACCUCACAGGCAACAAAGGAGUUGGAUGAUUUAAUGGCUUCACUGUCGGACUUCAAGGUUGGCGGUAACGGUUACGAUCAGCAGCAUCAGCAGCAGCAGCAACAAGCAGGAAACGGAGCUCAGCAGUUGCAACAUCAUCAGCAACAUUAUCAGCAAACUGUAACGGAUUACGCACAGCCCAGCAAAGGGACACAGCAGGCGCAUUUGACGCAGACUAUCGAGGAGACAACCAUCGUCGAGGAGGACGAUAGCCGUGAGGAUCAAUUGGAUUCUAUGCUUGGCAAUCUACAGGCCAAUAUGAGUCGUCAAGGAGUCAAUACCGUACAGAAGGGCUGCUGCAAUGCCUGCGAGAAGCCGAUUGUGGGCCAGGUGAUCACCGCGCUGGGCAAGACCUGGCACCCGGAGCAUUUCACCUGCAACCACUGCAGCCAGGAGCUGGGCACACGCAACUUCUUCGAGCGCGAUGGCUUCCCCUACUGCGAGCCAGAUUACCACAAUCUGUUCAGUCCACGCUGCGCCUACUGCAAUGGCGCCAUACUGGACAAGUGCGUCACUGCGCUGGACAAGACCUGGCAUACGGAGCACUUCUUCUGCGCCCAGUGCGGCCAGCAGUUCGGCGAGGAUGGCUUCCAUGAGCGCGACGGCAAACCCUAUUGCCGCACCGACUACUUCGAGAUGUUUGCGCCCAAGUGCAAUGGCUGCAAUCGCGCCAUCAUGGAGAACUAUAUCUCUGCUCUGAACUCGCAAUGGCAUCCCGAUUGCUUUGUCUGCAGGGACUGCCGUCAACCCUUCCAGGGCGGUUCGUUCUUUGAUCACGAGGGUUUGCCCUACUGUGAGACACAUUACCAUGCCAAGCGCGGUUCGCUCUGCGCUGGUUGCUCCAAGCCAAUAACGGGACGCUGCAUUACGGCCAUGUUCAAGAAAUUCCAUCCGGAACAUUUUGUUUGCGCCUUCUGUCUCAAGCAGUUGAACAAGGGCACAUUCAAGGAGCAAAAGGAUAAGCCCUACUGCCAUGCGUGCUUCGACAAGAUAUUUGGUUGAAGCAGCCGCCAAAUAAACUAACAAGAAAACAAUAGUUACGAUUAUAAUGCUGUUUUGUACGAUUCACGAUUAUUCUUUUUCAAACAAUACUAUACCAUACAAUAUGAUAUAUUCAUCUGUGCUUUGUAUAAUCGAGUCAAAUUAGUAAUUUAAUUAACACUUUUAAUCCGUUAGUUGACACUAAUAAUCAAUU
Molecule: messenger RNA, 2142 nt
Organism: Drosophila busckii
Lineage: Eukaryota; Metazoa; Arthropoda; Insecta; Diptera; Drosophilidae
Gene: Pax
Product: paxillin
Exons: 9
Coding region: 147-1949 (600 amino acids)
Biological process (GO): muscle structure development; actin cytoskeleton organization
Cellular component (GO): stress fiber; filamentous actin; Z disc
Molecular function (GO): actin binding; muscle alpha-actinin binding
Source: RefSeq, a predicted model, not a curated record